CCCCAAUGCAUCAUCACCACAGACUCAUCUCUGCCAUGUUCUUUCUCCCGUCCUGAAAAUAAACCGCAUAAACGGUCCGUUUAGUUGCUAAUUUUAUAAGCUAUGAUAAUGUGGACGCCGUGAACAUUAAACGCUGCCCUAGAAUUUGUCGACUUAAGGCGGAGGGACGUUGCACAAUGGCAGCUGACGCUGAGGAUUUCAACUUUGAUGAAUAUGACAAACCUGGUGCUGAGCGUUCCCGCAGAAGAAGGGGUGAUGCUGAUGGUCUCGAGAGUGAUUUGGAAGAAGAUUUGUUGGAGGAAGACUGGCUGUCUGCUAAAAAGAAUCCCUCCGAAAUGUCAGAUGAGGAGUUGAAUGAUGACCUUCUUCAAAGUGAUGAUGAAGACCUGAAUGUCAGCGGUCAGGAUACAGCCUACAGCAUGGGUGCUUCCUAUGACCAGCAAGACAGCUUGCAGGAAGCAGACUACACAGAUGAUGUCGUGAACCUGGGUGCAGAGGGCUAUGAAGAGGAGGAGGGUUAUAAUCAGGACGGUGAAGAGGCCUAUGCUGAGGAAUACAACCAGGGUCACAACACAGAGAUGGACCAAAUCGAUUACAGUGGAGAGCCAGCUGGCGGCGAAGAUGGCUACCAGUACGAAGUGCUAGACAUUGAAAUCGGCGAACCCAUCGAUGGUGAAUUUCAAGAAUUCCAAAGAUCCAAUGGUGAUGAACCUCUUAAUGAAGCUGAAACUAGUCAGGAGGAAGAGGCAGCAGUAAGAGAGCAGCAAGAAAAGGAAGAGCCUACAGAGGAACAUCGGUUCUAUGAGACAGAGGAGGUUGAAAAUGAGACUCUUCCUGGUGAACAAACACAGGAGGAAUCUGACGAAGAGGAUGAUGAAGGUGAAGAAUCUGGUAGAAUACGGUUUAAAUCUGAGAGGAAGGAAGGCGCCGUCGUACGACUGGCGGAUGCCGGCAGUAAGAGGAGGAACAUCCCUGAAACUCUAGAGCUUUCAGAGAAGGCUAAGAAAGAUUUGCUGGAGUUUGAGGAACACGAGCGGCAGAAGAGACACACCCGUCAUGGAGGGCGAGGCAGAGGAGCUGGAAUGGGAGGAGGAGGAGGAGGACGAGGUGGGAGAGGAAGAGGUGGUUUCCCUGGCUAUGGAAUGGCAGACUUUAGAGGAGGUCAAAGAAGAAAAAUGCAUGACCAUAUGCUUCCCCUGAUGGGAAACAUGAACUUACAGCAAUCCUCCCGAAUGCCUUCUCCGCAUCAGCAGCAUCUGCACUCCCAUCAGCACCACCCUUCGCGCCCGAGAGGACCACCUCCCUUCCAGGAGCAUGGGCGCUCCAUUCCCCAGCAGCCCCUUCAGCCCCUGAUCCCCCCUCACAUGGCUCACCGCUCCCCACAGCUGCGGCCCCAGAUGGAGCAACCACCACCUCGAAUGAUGAGCUCCCCACCACCUAGUUUCCCUCAGCAUCAUCAGCAACAGCCCUCUCAGCCCAAAAACAUCCACAUAAAUCCCCACUUCAGAGGACCUGCACAGUCCUCUGUACAAGUGCCCUUGAUGCCUCCUGCUCAGAGCCAAUCCAGACCUGCUGUGGGUCCUCAGAGGUUUCCUGGCCUGGGAGAUUUCCAGCCGCACAUGCCGGCUAAUUUUGGUCCAUCCCACCGACUGCCUCAUCACAUGGAGCCCUUAAGGAACCAGCCACCUCAAGGCCCCCAGGACAGAGAGCCUAUAUUUAUGGGAGACUGCGGAGAAUCAUCCCGAUUUCCAGGGCAGCACAUGUUCGAUCACCCGGGGCCCGGCUCUUUGAUGAACAGCGGCAACAACCUCCACCACCAGCAGCAGCUGCCCGGUCAGGGCCACAUGGGCUUCGGCCCUCCUGGACCACCCUUCAACCAGCCGGGCCAGGGCCCGUUAGGACAUUUUCAGAGAGAACCCCCAAGACCCAACCUCCCCCCACACCAAGGUCAUCAGGGGAUGGCGAACAUGAAUCAACAAGGUGGCCCCCCAAACCAACCCCGACCUUUCAUGAACCCUCGGCAGCCAUUUGGCCAGCAGGGUAGCACCUUCCCCCCUCCACCAUUUCAGUUUGGGAUGCAGGUACGACUAAGAGGCUUGUUACAAACGCCGCCUGUCAACCAGCUGACGCAUCACGACCCCUUAUCACCCCAUUCCAUGCACCAGCAGCAGCCCCACCACCAUAGGCAAGAGAUGCCCCAUCAGCAGCACCAACAGAUAAAUCUCAACGAGCCUCGGCCCAUGUCACAUCAUGGUCAGAAUCCUUUCCAUCAGCAGCAGGGACAUGGUGGCCCCAGGCAUACGAAUCCCCGUUCCCAGAACCCCCCACAGAGGAACAUGUCAAACAGGCAGAGAAUGAGCACACCCGUCUCCAAACAAAUGCAGCAUCGCAACAGCAACCUACGGGAGCUCCCUGUAGCACCUGGUAACACUAACAUGAACAGUUCCUCCCCUGCUGCCAACAUCAAGCCUGUUGCCAGGACAACGCCAGGGACGCGUCCGGGGCAGAACGCUCAGCUGGCGUAUGGUGGCGGCAGAGGAAGAGGCCAAGCUGCGAAGACUGAACCACAGGCUGGGGGGACAGGCAGGGUGGUGACUCAACAGGAAGCUCCAAAUGCAUCAUCCAGCUUAACACCAGAGGACCCUAAUGAAGAUGAAGAGACACGGCAGUACCGUCUGAAGAUUGAGGAGCAGAAGAGACUGAGGGAGGAGAUCCUUAGAAAGAAGGAGUUGCGGCGGCAAAUGCAGGCUGGUGUCCGGAAGAAGGAGCUGCUGGAGAGACUUAAUGCUCAGUCAAAUACACCAAACCAAGACACUACUCCUACACAGGCUCAGCCUUUGCAACCAAAUCAGCAAAAACAGCAGCCAGAACAAAAAGUGCAACAACUGCAGACACAGCAGCAGAGGAUUGUUGCUCAGAGACCACAGCAGUCAGUAAAUCACACAUUAACCAAUCCUAACCUAGACAGCGCCCCUCCUCCUUGCAAUUCUGCUCAGAACCCUGCACUGCGUCCCAACAUCAAGUCGCGCCUGCAGAUGGUCAAAGGGAACACACAGGAGCAGCAGACCCCCAGCUCAGGUCCUGAACAGCAAUGGAAGCCGCCCCAACAGAAUCAGCAGCAGCUACUUCAGCAACAAAGGAGAAACAGUUCUUUGCAGACUGUAAACAGACCUGGCGCUCAAGUUCCUCCAAAAAACGCCCCUCCUUCAGGCCCAUCUCAGACUCAAGGACCUAAAUCUGGGGCUAAAAGAACUGUGAUGCAGCGAGCCAAAAGUUCUGAUAUGGAGGCCCAGCACGUGCCACAAAAAGUCAGAGUUGUCAAACUUUCUGGACCGAGUGGAAAGGGGCCUGAGGCGAGCAGCAGCCCAGUACAGCAGCAAGGCACCUGGCAAGCAGCUCCAGUCAACCAGAGCAUCCAAAGGAAGGUGACCAUGAUGGGACAGCAGCAAACGGGACCAGGUGGAGCACCGGAGGCUAGCUGUGGGGGCACAGGAGAUACACAGCAGAGCAGGGUUGUGGUAUCGGGCCGGGGUCGAGGUAGAGGCAUCGGAAGGGGUCAACCAUUGCCCACUAGGCAAAGCCAGAGAGGACCAGAUAACGCUCACAGUACCGUGUGCAUCCAGGGCCUCUCCUCAUCUACAACUGAAAAUCAGCUCAAGAACCUCCUCAUGUCCAUCGGCCCCGUAGAGAUGUUUAAAAUGAUGCCCCAGCAGAGAAAAGCAAUUGCUAAAUUUUCCAACCCCCAGCAUGCAGCAAGCUUCCAAAUGAGCUUCCAUAGGCACAUGAUUGAUUUGUCCCACAUUGACGUGUCGCUGAUUGACGGAUGAGGAGCGCCACCGAUUCACCGAAGGGUCUCUUUCCCCUGGUUUUGUGUGGGAGUUUCUUGUACCUUGCUCUGCUCUACACGGUUGUGGGAUUAUUUCAACUCGCUCGUCGUCUCGUCGCAGAUUUCAUCAUUCGUCUCCCUCCUGCCUGGACAAGUGAACACAAAGAUAGCUGUGUGCAUGCGUGUGUUUAACUUUGCCUACCAAGAGGCUCUAGAUGUAAAAUAUCUUUGAACAGACACUAAAUACUGACUCCUCUGAUGUUUGAGAACUUUCUUUUUCCCUGUUUCAUAAGGACACUGGUAAAAUCUUUUCAUGAGAUAAUGGUUGCUGCCCUCCUCAUUUAGUUACCUUUAAUAAACACAAAAGGACACCUGAUUGUUAUCUAGCUGUGGCAUCUUGUUGCUUUUUUGCUAUUUUAUGCUUUAGUUUCAUGCAGAUAGUUGUGGCUGUUGCUGGCGUCAUUUUUACUCCCUCUCAGUAGAUGGCACUGUUUUAUCCCUUUGGUGGUUUCAGCCUGAACCUGCUUUUGGGUUCCAUUUCUGGCCAUUGGCGCCAUCUUGUGGGGAUGAUGCAUGCAGACACAGAGGACUGGAUGGGUGUUUGAUGUAGCAGCAACUGAAGCAAAGUUACAUUUCAGAAUACCAAACACUUUGUUGAGUUUGUAAAUACUGUGUGGAUUCUCUGGCUCUCAGAGUUUUCUGGAUUUAGAGUUUAAAUGUUUUUCCCUCUGAAUGUAAUUUGGUCUUUUAGCUGUGGACUGGGCGGCGUUGGGGGAUCAAUCUUUAGUUUGCCGGUGGUAUGAUAGUUGGUCAGAUUAUAGAGUUGCUAAGAUGAAGAGAGUUAUUAUGAUAAUUAUAAUUUGAGGAACUUGAUUUCUUUAAGUUAGCAAAUAUGUUUGGAAGAUUGGAGGAAAUUGUUUUAAUGCAAGAUGUACAGGGCAGAUCCAUUCCUUAUAAUGUUUUUUUAGCUGCAGAUUUGAGAUUUUGAAAUUUUCUGUAAAGGUUGGAACUGAGGAGGAUCCUCAACUGGGAUUUCAAAUUAUUACUGAUUGUUUUAGUAUGAAGACAUGUGUUUUUCUAUAAAUUGGAUGCUUCCUGAUACCCUAAGAAUACAGAAAUAGAAGUUCAGUAAAAAAAAAAAAAAGGGAAAUGACUCCCAUUUCUACACUAUUUUGAUACAUCACUUUAUGCUUUCCCAAAGUUUUCUAUCUUUUAUGAAAUUAUAACUGAAAUCAGGGAUGCCUAAAAUUUCUAAAAUAGUGUUCUCCCAUGAAUCGACUCUUGAAAUUUCUUUAAAUUUAAGUAAGUUUAAUUUCCAUUACUUCUCCACUACAUGUUUGUUUGUAUCGCACAAAAACUGAUCCUGCCUUCUUUAUUACGGAAGAUGGCAACUAAACUUCCAAAAUUCAUUAUUGGCAAAUGUUGAGGGGGGCAACCAUUAUAUUUGUAUUGGUCAUGUAUAUAAGUUAAACCAGACAUGUCACUCUUUAUUAAGCCUUUCAACUUUUUUUUUUUUUUUCCUCCUUUCCUUGUGUUAGUCAUGUUAUAACAAGUUAGAUUUUUAUAUGUAAAGGCUGAACAGAUAUGUCUAGAGAGAAUCUUUUUUUACAAGUGGUGUGUAUCUAUACUAGAGUUAGAAUGACAAACAGCUGGAGCACAUUUCUGUUCAUGUCUUAAAAAAGCAUUUAAAAGAAAACGAAAAAUACCAAUAAAAACAUGGCCAAUAUACCGUAAACAUGCUGGUAUGUGAAGCCGGUUAAACUUUAGCUCUAAUAUGUGUGCUUGGUUAUGUGUGAUGUUCAUGUGUCUGGUGCCUUUUACAAUGACGUCUCUUUAUAUGUGUGACACAUUUUAAUCUUUUGUACUUUGCAGAAGCUGUAAGUUUGUGGAUAUUUUCCCACAGUAUCAUAUUAAUACUUAUGGAAACAUUUCCUAUGUCAGUAUUAAACUGUUUUUAUAAAUUUUUUUUUUUUUAGGCUAAGAUAUUUCAAAACAUCCUACUUCGCUGCUAAACUUUGCACUGAAUUAUCCUGAAACUUUAUCAUGGUGACAUCCGGAUGUGCAGCCUCAUAUUACAUAGACCCAAAUAAUAACUUUACUUGGAUUUAAUUCGGAUGGAAGAAAUUAAAUAACAAGAAAAGGAGUUUUAAAUUGAAAUGAAUAUCUUGGAUAUUUUGAUCAAACAUUCCAUCUGCUGCUUAUCUGGAUGACAUCCUAGAUUAAGAUCCUUAUUUUAUUUUUUAAGCUAAAAUCUUGUUUAAAAAUUAAUUUUUUUAAUUUGACCAUUUUGCAUGCAGCAGUGUUUAGUGGUAUUUGCUUUCUAGCUGGGAAUUAAUUGAAAUGAGGUACUUGAAAAGCAGUUGCAUAUCAUGAAGUUAUUACAAUCGGAUAAGCUGAGGAAAUGAAGCCAAAUGUUUCCAAAAUUCCUUCUUGUAAACAAGAAGCUUCAGAUUGUAUACUUCAAGAUGUUUUAUUCCCUUUAAGUUCAACCAUUUGAAGGUUUCUCUUCACCUGUGUCAUAUUUCCUGUAUUUUAUGUGUUGAAUUUUAAUAUGGUAGCCAAUCCUAUGGAUUUUAAAGGAGUAACAGCAAUGCUGCUUAUAUCAAUAAUAUUAUCAGACAUUGUGUCUUAAUAAUGGCAGACAUAGAUUCAUAUUGAAUCUUUUGUACUUUUAUGAUGAAGAAUUACUUGCAUGAACACUGUGAAUGUUUAAACUGGAUGUGGAAAUAUUGCAUAGAAAAUAUUGCACUGAGCAGUUGAACUAGUAACAACUUCUAUAUUGGGCCACAUAAUGUGGUUACAGUAGAUUUUAUUUAUUUUUUUAUUCGGGGGCGGGGUUAUUUAUUUAUUUAUUUAUUUUUUCUGACCUUUAAUUAAGAAGCUAUGUCAGCCGUUUAUCAUUUGGUUUCAGAAGGUUUAUGCCAGCAUUGGUCAAAGUUGUGACAUAGCUAAUUCCUCAGAACCACUAAUGAAUUGUUUUUGUUUUUUUUAUCAGGUGAAAGGAUUCGGAUAUUCUAUAGAACUGCUGUCAUUUCAAUAUAAUUUUCAUUUCAUGUUUCUUUUUUUUUGUUUCCAGAUUGAUCCCAGCUCUUAAAAGAGGCAUUAGCAAAAGUCUUAAUUGGCUUUAAGCCCAAGUGACCAUACCAAUGGCUAAGCAUGUGGUAACUCUUUUUAUCCUAGCUUGAUAACAUAAUGGUACCUAAACAGGAUUGUUUGUCACUGAUCAGACUGUUGUAACUAAUUUCUAACACUUUUUUUAAUAUUCACAGUGCCUACCUGCAUAUAUUUGUUUGACAGUUAUGAUUUCUAAAAAAGAAAGCGUUCAGGGUUUUACCAUUUUUCAACAUUCAACAUGUUUGUUAGCUAUUAGCAUAGGUAGCAUCGCAAAACAAUGCCAACAUUUCCCAAAAUCGGUGUGCUCCCUAAAUGUAAGAGAAAGCUCAAGAGAAUAAAAUAAUACACAUAUAAGCCUUCCUGUUAUCUGCUGAAAGCUCUGCUCUUUAUCGCUCUCCUGCAGCCUGAAUGCAGCUCACUCUUGUCUCCCCAUGCUAUUCACUGAUUUCUGAGAAAAAGACGAAGCUAGCUGAACAAAUCGAUGGGUUUGUCUUUCUCUUUGAGCAACAACUUUCGUCAUCAAAGAGGGCUGGGAAAAUCAUUUUGACAGUUUGGAAGUGUAUUAUUAUUUUCUUUUGGGUUUGCUGCCACUCAGAAAGAUAGAGAGCUGCAGCUAGCAUGGAGAUCCAUGCAUGCAAGGGAAGUAAGCACUUUUUCGCAUAAAAGUUACGGAAAAACAAGCUUUCAAGAUCA
Molecule: messenger RNA, 7633 nt
Organism: Cyprinodon variegatus (sheepshead minnow)
Lineage: Eukaryota; Metazoa; Chordata; Actinopteri; Cyprinodontiformes; Cyprinodontidae
Gene: rbm33a
Product: RNA binding motif protein 33
Exons: 19
Coding region: 177-3827 (1216 amino acids)
Molecular function (GO): RNA binding
Source: RefSeq, a predicted model, not a curated record